AUGGAAUUUUAUAAUAAAAUUAUCGCGAAACGACGACAAAAGACUGAAUCAAUUAUAAAAAAUGGUGAUCAAAUGAUAUGUGAUAAAAAAACAGAAUGCAAUAAAUUUUCACGAAGAAAUUCAUUCCGUUCAGCAAAAAUAAGUAAAGAAUCACCUGAUUAUUCAUAUCUUAAUAUGUUCGGAAGUGUGAACUUACCUUAA
Brugia malayi is the source of this 201-nucleotide messenger RNA. RefSeq lists its product as uncharacterized. Bases 1 to 201 code for a protein of 66 amino acids. The record is from RefSeq and is a predicted model, not a curated record. The transcript is spliced from 2 exons. Lineage: Eukaryota; Metazoa; Nematoda; Chromadorea; Rhabditida; Onchocercidae.